Molecule: messenger RNA, 1419 nt
Organism: Aspergillus versicolor CBS 583.65
Lineage: Eukaryota; Fungi; Ascomycota; Eurotiomycetes; Eurotiales; Aspergillaceae
Product: APC family permease
Exons: 4
Coding region: 1-1419 (472 amino acids)
Biological process (GO): amino acid transmembrane transport
Cellular component (GO): membrane
Molecular function (GO): L-amino acid transmembrane transporter activity
Source: RefSeq, a predicted model, not a curated record
AUGAUUGGAACUGCAAUCUUCUCGACACCGUCCGCCAUUGCUGAGAGUGUCGGGAGCGCAGGCGCCGCUUUGGCUCUCUGGAUCGCUGGUUUGAUCCUCGCGUACUGUGGUCUAUUCAUAUGGAUUGAACUUGGAUCUCUCAUGCCCCGAAGUGGGGGUGAGAAGGUGUACUUGGAGGCCGCGUACCCGAAGCCCCGAAUGCUUGUGACCACGGUGUUUGCUGUCCAUGUUAUUUUUCUGGGGUUUACAGGUGAGUCUCCACGGCUAAUAUGUAUUGGGAGUGUCGUGGUGGCCGAGAAUAUCCUCCUUGCUGUGAGCGGCUCCGCCAGUGACUGGGUCAAGAGAGGGCUCGCCGUUGCAGUUCUCGCGAUCAUAGCCACGAUCCAUAUAAAGUCCUGUGCUCUUGGAGUUAAGAUAAUGAAUGUUUUGGCCUCGGUGAAAAUCCUCAUUCUUUUCCUCAUCAUUCUUUCCGGGCUGCGCGCUCUUGGAGGCGACCUACCACAAAUUCCCCAUCCAGCUAGUAGUCUAGCGAAUCCCUUCGCCGGAUCUUCAUCGGACGUAUCACACUAUACCAAUGCUUUGUUCAAGAUACUGGCGACGUACCAGGGUUGGUCUAAUGCGGCAUAUGUGCUUGACGAAGUACACAACCCUCGCAAAGUCCUGAAGAUCGCCGGUAUUGUGGGUGUUGGGACUGUUGGUCUGCUAUAUAUCUUAACCAAUAUCUCUUACUUCAUUGUUGCGACCCCGGAAGAAAUCAGCAGGACCGGGGUCACAGUGGUCGCCCUCCUGAUCGGGAAGGUCUUUGGAAGUACAAUGCUCUGGCUGACAGCAACACUGGCGGCGUUAUCGUCAUUCGGAAGCUUGAUGACAGCAUCGUUUUCGAUGUCGCGAGUGGUGCGAGAAUUUGCAAAGGAAGGGCUAGUUCCGUAUUCUCGUUUUUUUGCUGCCAGUACGCCGUCUGGGUCGCCGUCCACAGCAUUCCUUCUGGUCUUCCUUUCGUCAGCAGUAAUGAUCGUGUUCAUUCCAUUUGGCGAGGUCUAUAACUUUUUACUGGAUGUUGGACAGUACGCCAUUGCCAUAAUCAACGUCCUGGUUGUUAUCGGAUUGUUUAUCAUCCGUAGAAAACCAAACCCUCAGCCCACGUUCCGCGCUUGGAACCCGAUUGUAUAUUUAUUUUUCACCUCGCAGAUUUUCCUGUUAGUCACUCCAUUCGUGCCUGCAGCGUUGGACAAGGGCAAGGCGCUCCCACCUUGGUUGUAUUCCGUGGUGGCCAUCCUCGUACUUUCAGGAGCAGCCAUUUAUUGGCUAGUGUCAUGGGUAGUGCUUCCCAGACAUGGAAAGUUUGUCUGGACUGCUCGAAAGUCGAUUCUCUCCGAUGGAUCAUCGGUGGUGUCGUGGGACAAGGUGAAAGUAAGCUGA